UUUCGUUUAUAUAUCGCUUUGGCAGUCACUAUUCAACCGUUGAACAGUGUAGAACGCCCUCUAGCGUCUUUAUUUAUUGGUUGUGUUUUGAGUCAAUUGCAAAUUCAAGCAUAUAGAAUCAAAGCAAAUGGAUCGCUGGCAGGGAAAGGUAGCGAUGGUGACUGGUGCCAGUUCGGGCAUUGGUGCAGCAACAGUGAUAGCCCUUGCAAAGGCUGGAAUGAUCACUUUCGGCCUAGCGCGUCGUGUUGAGCGUGUUGAAGAGCUGAAAAAAGAUCUUCCGGCAGAAGUCCGCGAACGUCUGCACGCCAUCCGUUGUGACGUAACGAAGGAGGAAGACAUUUUGUCCGCCUUCCGUGAAGUAGAGCAAAAGUUUGGCGGCGUUGAUGUGCUGAUCAAUAACGCAGGUGUGGCAAGAUCGUCCUAUGGUGUGCUGGAUGCCAAAAAUACGCAAGCUAUUCGGGAUGUGAUCGAUACGAAUCUGGUGGCAUUGGCGCUGUGCAGCCGGGAAGCGUACCAAUCGAUGAAGAAACGAUCGGUCGAUGGACAUAUCGUGCACAUUAACAGCAUCCUCGGCCACAACGUGCUACCGAUGAAUACACUCAAUGUCUAUCCGGCUUCCAAGUAUGGUGUGACGGCACUUACGGAAACGAUGCGCCACGAGCUAAGGAUGGCCGGGACAAAAAUCAAAGUCACGAGCAUUAGCCCUGGACUGGUCAGAACCGAGAUCAUCACAAAUAGUGCUGCGGUUGCCGAUAUGCCUAUACUCGAAGCAGAGGAUAUUGCGGACGCCGUUCUGUAUGUGCUUGGAACCCCACCUAGAGUACAAAUUCACGAGCUAAUGAUAAAGCCGGUGGGCGAACAUAUGUAAAAUUUGCAUCGUGUUUCUCGUUGGAUAAACGAAGAGACAUUCGACGAAUUAAAUGAAAUAAAGUUAAACAACUGCUCACACAUCAAAAAGAGAGGUUGGAAUUGUGUUGGUU
Anopheles funestus (African malaria mosquito) is the source of this 980-nucleotide messenger RNA. RefSeq names its product farnesol dehydrogenase-like. The coding region runs from base 128 to 868 and encodes 246 amino acids. The transcript is spliced from 2 exons. Lineage: Eukaryota; Metazoa; Arthropoda; Insecta; Diptera; Culicidae. Gene Ontology annotation, molecular function: oxidoreductase activity. The record is from RefSeq and is a predicted model, not a curated record.